Ambispora leptoticha is the source of this 166-nucleotide messenger RNA. The record is from the annotation of a GenBank genome assembly. Lineage: Eukaryota; Fungi; Glomeromycota; Glomeromycetes; Archaeosporales; Ambisporaceae.
GGGUAAUAAGCGAAGAAUUGCACAAUCAACUCAGAGAGGCAAAAGGCCAAGACAUGACCCUGCUCCGGAUAUACUAGUCCCUCAAGAAGAACCACGAGGAGGGGGUUCAGGUUCGAAUACAGGCGCAUUAUCUGGGCCUAGUAGUUCAAGACCUGGGUCUAGUUGA